UCUUUCGUCCAGAAUUGGCGCUACUCUGCCGCCGGAAACAUUUCUUUAAACGAAAAUGGAAGACGAUGUUGACAGCAAACCCCAUGGCCUCGAUCGCUCACGCUUCGAAGCUCGCGUUGCUCCGCCAGAGGCAGCAGAACGACGCCGUUGGACUGAACACUCGCUUUACUGCUUACAAGUCGUUUGUCCUCUCGCAGAAUUCAGUGAGGUUGAGUAAGAAGUGCAGAAGCUAUUCACAGACGAAGCGCUCCGGUUUCGGAGUUCCACACGCCGCCGCGGAGGUUGUGGACGACCGGGUUGUGGAGAAGGAAGAGGACUCGAAGGAGAAAGACAGGGUUCUUAGAGUUGGUGUCGUUUGCGGAGGCCCGUCCGCGGAGCGUGGAAUUUCGCUUAACUCUGCGAGAUCGGUUCUUGAUCAUAUACAGGGAGAUGAUUUGCGUGUGAGUUGCUAUUACAUUGACUGCAAUCUCAAUGCCUAUGCAAUAUCCCCUGCUCAGGCAUACUCAAACACUCCUGCAGAUUUUGAUUUUAAACUUGAAAACCUUGCCCAAGGUUUCCAGUCUUUGUCUGAAUUUGCAGAACAUCUUGCUGCUUCUGUAGACAUAGUGUUCCCAGUUAUACAUGGUAAAUUUGGUGAAGAUGGUGGCAUUCAGGAGCUCUUGGAGGAAUAUAAUAUUCCAUUUGUUGGCACAGGAUCAAAUGAGUGUCUUCAAGCAUUUGACAAGUAUGAUGCAUCUAUGGAGCUCAGCAAACUGGGAUUCAUAACAGCACCUAGUUUUUUAGUGCAGGGAAGUGAAAGGAAUGAACCUGAACUAUCAAAGUGGUUUGCUAGAAAUCAGCUGGACCCUUACUCAGGGAAAGUUGUGGUAAAACCAGCAAGAGCUGGAUCAAGCAUUGGUGUCAAAGUUGCAUAUGGUGUGCAAGAUUCUUUGACGAAAGCUAAUGAAAUUAUUUCAGAGGGUAUUGAUGAUAGAGUCCUUAUUGAAUUAUUUCUCGAAGGAGGGAGUGAGUUUACAGCUAUUGUUCUUGAUGUGGGAUCUGGUUUGGAUUGCCAUCCUGUUGUACUACUGCCAACUGAGGUGGAGCUUCAAUUCCAUGGCAGUGGUGAUGCAAGAGAGAAUGAUGCAAUUUUUAAUUACCGAAGAAAGUAUCUUCCAACACAGCAGGUUGUUUAUCACACUCCACCUCGUUUUCCAAUAGAUGUAAUAGAAGUUAUCCGAGAAGGAGCAUCUUUGUUAUUCCAAAGGCUUGGCCUAUGUGAUUUUGCUCGAAUUGAUGGAUGGUAUUUGCCUAAUUCUGUUAAUAUGUUGUCAUUUUCCAAAAGCAAAUUUGGAAGGACUGAAUCGGGUAACAUAUUAUUUACUGAUAUCAACCUGAUCAGCGGAAUGGAGCAGACCAGCUUUUUAUUUCAGCAAGCUUCAAAGGUUGGAUUUUCUCAUUCAAACAUUCUUCGGAGCAUUAUUUUCCAUGCUUGCUUGCGAUUUCCCAAUCUUGCUUCAUUCAGUAGUGGAUCAAGGCAUUUGCCUAGAAGAUCAAAGUCCUCUCAGAUUAGAGAAGUAAUUUCCAAUGAGGAAAGCACCCGCAAAGUUUCUGUCAUUUUUGGAGGGGACACAUCUGAGCGGCAAGUAUCUCUUAUGAGUGGAACAAAUGUUUGGCUCAAUUUGCAAGCUUUUGAUGAUCUUGAAGUAACUCCAUGUUUGCUUGCUCCCACAAGUGAAUAUUCCUCUAGUGUGGAUUCAGACAAUAAGGAAAAUGAUGUGAGCUCCAGAACAGUUUGGUCAUUACCCUAUUCUCUUGUGCUAAGACACACAACAGAAGAAGUGAUUGCUGCAUGCAUAGAGGCAAUUGAACCAACUCGGGCUGCACUGACAUCUCAGUUACGGAACAUAGUGAUGAAUGAUCUCAUGGAAGGUCUGGCAAAACACAGUUGGUUCACAGGGUUUGAUAUUGCUGAUGAACCACCUAUGAGAUUUUCUUUGGAGCAAUGGAUCAAGCAAGCCAAGGAAGUUCAGGCAACAGUUUUUAUUGCAGUGCAUGGAGGCAUUGGUGAAGAUGGUACACUUCAGGCUAUGUUGGAAGCUGAAGGAGUUUCUUAUACAGGCCCUGGAAUGAUUCCUUCAAAGACCUGUAUGGACAAAGUUGCAACAUCUCUUGCUCUUAACCAUCUUGCAACCUUGGGAGUUCUUACCAUAAACAAAGAUGUGCGGAGAAAAGAGGAUCUCCUGAACAUGCCCAUACUAGAUGUAUGGCAUGAUUUGACCGCAAAGCUUCGGUGUGAAACAUUAUGUGUUAAACCAGCAAGAGAUGGAUGUUCAACUGGGGUUGCAAGAUUAUGCUGUGCCAAGGACCUUGAAGUGUAUGUGAAAGCAUUGGAGGACUGCCUUCUAAGGAUUCCUUCAAAUAGUUUGUCAAAGGCACAUGGAGUGAUUGAGAUGCCAAACCCUCCUCCAAAUCUAUUAAUCUUUGAACCUUUUAUUGAGACUGAUGAGAUAAUUGUUUCAUCCAAUUCCACAAAUGAAAAUGGACAUCGCCUUAUGUGGAAAGGAUGCAGUAGAUGGGUGGAAAUAACUGUUGGUGUUAUAGGAAAGCGUGGAUCCAUGCACUCAUUGAGUCCUAGUGUUACUGUCAAGGAGACUGGUGAUAUCUUGUCACUAGAGGAGAAAUUCCAAGGUGGGACUGGCAUCAAUCUGACUCCACCCCCGUUAUCAAUUAUCAGUAAAGAGGCCUUGGAGAGAUGUAAAGAACAUAUUGAACUCAUUGCAAACACUCUGCAACUAGAAGGAUUUUCUCGGAUUGAUGCAUUUGUCAAUGUUGACAGCGGAGAGGUGUUGAUCAUAGAGGUCAAUACAGUGCCUGGAAUGACACCUUCCACUGUUCUGAUUCAUCAGGCACUUGCAGAGCAGCCACCCAUGUAUCCUCGCCAGUUCUUCCGUUUGCUGCUUGAUUUGGCGUUAGAGAGAUCCACGUGACACUCUUGCGUUUGAUUUUUCUACAAGAAGUUUAUUUUUGUAAUUAAACGUGUGAUUAAGAAAACAACCGUCUCUAUGGUCGGCUUUGAGAUAAAAGUGUGAUAAAGGGUAAUGCAACUUUUACUAUAAAUCCAUAUGUCACACUUCAGUCAUUAAAUAAUUAAAUUUACUUAUCAAAUUUUGUUGCUUA
Corylus avellana is the source of this 3159-nucleotide messenger RNA. Its product is annotated as D-alanine-D-alanine ligase family. Gene Ontology annotation, molecular function: D-alanine-D-alanine ligase activity; metal ion binding; ATP binding. The record is from RefSeq and is a predicted model, not a curated record. Gene Ontology annotation, cellular component: chloroplast. NCBI's taxonomy places the organism in Eukaryota, Viridiplantae, Streptophyta, Magnoliopsida, Fagales, Betulaceae.